Molecule: messenger RNA, 4172 nt
Organism: Anguilla anguilla (European eel)
Lineage: Eukaryota; Metazoa; Chordata; Actinopteri; Anguilliformes; Anguillidae
Product: macoilin-1
Exons: 11
Coding region: 204-2228 (674 amino acids)
Biological process (GO): neuronal signal transduction
Cellular component (GO): rough endoplasmic reticulum membrane
Source: RefSeq, a predicted model, not a curated record
UCGCGGUUUAUGGAGCCUGUGCUGAAGAGAAAGAGGAGGGACUACGGAAGAGUGUUUUUAUUUAUUUCUUUGUUUCCACUGGAGAAAUAAUAACAGCAUACGUUUUUGUAGAAAGUUGCUGUUAUUUUUCCCCCUCCUUCUGAUGAUAAAAACCUGGAAGAGAUUACGAUAGAAAUCAGAAAGCCAAAGCAAAAAGGAGGAGGAUGAAGCGGCGCAAUGCGGACUGCAGCAAACUCCGUCGGCCGUUAAAACGGAACCGAAUCACCGAGGGUAUAUACGGCAGUACCUUCCUUUACCUCAAGUUUCUGGUUGUGUGGGCGUUGGUGCUGCUGGCAGACUUCGUGCUGGAGUUCAGAUUUGAAUACCUGUGGCCCUUCUGGCUCUUCAUCAGAAGUGUGUACGAUUCCUUCAGAUACCAGGGGCUGGCAUUUUCAGUAUUUUUCGUAUGUGUUGCAUUUACAUCAGAUAUUAUAUGCCUCCUCUUCAUUCCUGUACAAUGGCUGUUCUUCGCUGCCAGUACCUACGUUUGGGUGCAGUACGUAUGGCACACAGAAAGAGGUGUCUGUCUACCCACAGUGUCUCUGUGGAUACUGUUCGUAUAUAUAGAAGCAGCAAUCCGCUUCAAAGACCUGAAAAACUUCCAUGUUGACCUGUGUCGACCAUUUGCUGCACAUUGUAUUGGUUAUCCCGUGGUGACGCUAGGCUUUGGCUUCAAGAGUUACGUCAGCUACAAGAUGCGCCUGCGGAAGCAGAAGGAGGUGCAGAGAGAGAACGAGUUCUACAUGCAACUCCUCCAGCAGGCGCUCCCUCCUGAACAGCAGAUGCUCCAGAGACAGGAGCGCGAGGCCGAGGAAGCUGCAGCGGCCAAAGGCAUAUCUGAGGUGGAUUCCACAACAACGUCACAGAACGGCGCGCCUGCCAACAAAAAGAGCUCCCUCCCGCUCCCAGAGCUGGAGUACAGAGAAAAGGGGAAGGAGGGCAGGGACAAAGAAGCCAAAAAACACAAUGUGGGGAUUAACAACAACAUCCUCCAGACAGUAGACUCUAAGCUCCAGGAGAUGGAGUACAUGGAGAACCACCUCAGCAGCAGGAGGCUGAACAACGACCUGGCGGGGAGCACGGAGAACCUCCUCCAGAAGGAGGAGAUGGGGAGCGGGGCUGGCAAUGCCUCUUCCAAAAACUACAAGAAUGCCAGCGGGGCGGUGAUCAAUUCUUCACCGCGCAGCCACAAUGCCACCAACGGCAGCGUCCCCUCUUCCUCCUCCUCUUCCACCAGUAAGAACGAAAAGAAGCAGAAGUGUUCGGGGAAGAGCCCCGCCCCUCACAGAGAUCUGAUGGAGAACUGUAUACCCAACAACCAGCUCAGCAAGCCUGACUCUCUCAUACGGCUGGAGCAGGACAUUAAGAAGCUGAAGGCGGACCUGCAGGCGAGCCGUCAGGUGGAGCAGGACCUGCGCAGUCAGAUCAGCUCGCUCAGCUGCACCGAGAGGAGCAUCCGCUCCGAGCUGGGCCAGCUGCGGCAGGAGAACGAGCUGCUGCAGAACAAGCUUCACAGCGCCAUCCAGGCCAAGCAGAAGGACAAGCAGACCAUCAGCCAGCUGGAGAAGAGGCUGAAGGCGGAGCAGGAAGCCCGGGCAGCGCUGGAGAAGCAGCUGACUGAGGAGAAGAAGCGCAAGAAGCUGGAGGAGGCCACAGCGGCGCGGGCUGUAGCCAUGGCAGCAGCCUCCAGGGGAGAGUGCACAGACUCGCUCAGGAACCGCAUCCGCGAGCUGGAGACCGAGUGCAAGAAGCUCUCCAUCGACAUGAAGCUGAAAGAGGAGCAGAUCAGAGAGCUGGAGAUGAAGGUGCAGGAGCUGCGUAAAUACAAAGAGAACGAGAAGGACACGGAGGUGCUGAUGUCCGCGCUCUCAGCCAUGCAGGACAAGACGCAGCACCUGGAGAACAGCCUCAGCGCCGAGACCCGCAUCAAACUGGACCUCUUCUCAGCGCUGGGCGAUGCCAAGAGACAGCUGGAGAUCGCCCAAGGUCAAAUCCUCCAGAAAGAUCAGGAGAUCAAGGACCUUAAACAGAAAAUAGCUGAGGUGAUGGCUGUCAUGCCGAGCAUCACCUACACGGCAGACACCAAUAACAUGAACCCGGUGACCCCCCACUACUCCUCCAAGUUCAUGGACAGCAGCCCCUCGGGUCUGGACCCCAACGCUUCGGUCUACCAGCCCCUCAAAAAGUGAAUGCUCACCCCUCCGUAUUUUUUUGGCCCAGCUGAAGAUGAACUCUUGUGUAUUUAAUGCUGAGAACGUCCUCUUUUGUUGUUGUUGUUGUUGUUUUCUCCCCUGGUUAAGAAGACUUUGUAACUUGUGACUGUAUUGUUGUAGUUAAAAAGACAAAAAAGGGACAUUGCAUCAACUAGGACUGCGCAGUGUUUCCCCCCCCUUCCCCCUCCUCCCCACCCUUUGUAAAUGUUUAGACAACCCUCACAGAAUGUUGGCACAUCUCUUUUCUGGGUCAGUGGAGAAUGGCUGCUUUUAAAUGCAUUUUUUCAACUCCACUCCUUUCCCCUUUGAUUCACAAGAUCAGUUCCACUCACAUGUUUGAUGCAAGGAUCUAAGUCAGAACCAGGUUGAGCAGACCUUUACAGUAUAAUGUCACCAGCUGUUCAAAGAAUGUAAUGCAGAAUAAACAGUUAGUAAACUUUCUACUAAUUUUUCCCUAGUUCCCCUUCUCCACUUCAUAACUAUUACUUUAGAAUUAGAGUCAUUGUCAUAGAAUGGACACUCUAGAGCCUUUUCUAGACCCUGUGAGUUCCGAGUUAUUUUUAGUUCUGCCACCAGCUGUGACAGCAGUUUUAUUCUGGAGGUAGUCUUCUGUGUUAAUGCCACAGUCAUACAAUUACCACAUGUCAUGGGGUUUUUAUGUAAACCUUAAAAUACUGUAGUCAAGUGAUGCAUGAACAGCUUCGAACGGAUUUGAAACGACAGCUUCAUUGAGUUAUGUUGAGAUGUAAAGAAAUAAAAAUACAUACUGCCCUCCCUGUUAUUAAACUAUUGUGCUAAAUACACCCUCCCUUUCCUAGCGGACCAAAUUCGACAGGAGUAGCUACAAGAUUGUCACGUGAUGCUAGUAGUAAUGCCCGAGCUAUUUAAAAGCUGAACCUUGUGAUGUCAAGUUAACUGAUUUAUCCAGUUGUCAUAUCCACAGUGCCUUGAGACUGGACAUUUAUUUAUUCUUCUUUUUUUGGAGACGGCCCCCUAUUCAAGCGACCUUGUAUUUUAAUGUGAACCAUCAGAGUCUACUGCAGAUUGUAUACAAACCUAUCUUACCAAAUGAUCGCUGCCUGCUUCUCCCAGUUACACCUUUUUUGUUUCUUUAUUCAGACAAAUGUUGCACCCUAAAAAUGGCAUGCGAUUCAAAAAGGGAAGUUUUUUUUUGAAGGGUUAAAUCUGCCAUUCAGAAACUUAUUUGCAUUAUUUCUUUGUAGAUCUCAAUACAGAAUUUCUAUCUUUUAUUUUUUUUAGUCUUCAGCUGAAUGUUUCAUGUCAGUGAAUGUGCCAAGUUAAGAGUAUUGCUUUCCAUCGAUGGGAAUCCUUAAAUGUGUGAAAUUGGCUAUUGAGUUGCAACAUGCUUUCUUUUGAUGUGCAAAGCAUGGAAGUGUUUUGAAAAUGCAGGACAGAACAAACCUUGCCACCUGUUUGCAGUAGACUCUGUAAAGGCGGUAAUUGCCAGUGUUUCUUUGAACACAUUUCACUCAGUGAAUGUGGUUGUAUUUGCAUCUUACCCGAGGCAGUAAUUGUCAGUCAGCAGGUUUGUUUGGUUUUUGUUCAGUUAAAAAAAUAAUAUAAAAUAAAAUGGGGGAUGAAUACAUAGUCUGAUUUUGAUGUCACCUGAAGGUGUAGGUCAUAUUGUGUGUGUUUGGCUGAAUUGUGCAAUUUGCAAAGGCAUAAGUGGGUUCCCGAAGCUUUUGAAAACUUUGUUUAGAGUAAAACGAUUUAUUUGUCUGCCAUUGCUUGGCCACUCUGUUUCUUUUCUUGAUCUUAUCUCAACUGUAUCUCUUCCUCCCCUCCCCCUCCUUUUCUCCCUCUAACUUCAUCUCUUUCCCUUCAAAUUUUCUUUCUCUCUGUGGGGUUCACAUUGAAUUAAAAAAAGUCUUGCCAGUCAUGCAAGCUGUUUGAAACCUA